This is a messenger RNA of Chenopodium quinoa (quinoa), 399 nucleotides long. RefSeq names its product proline-rich extensin-like protein EPR1. Lineage: Eukaryota; Viridiplantae; Streptophyta; Magnoliopsida; Caryophyllales; Amaranthaceae. The transcript has a single exon. The coding region runs from base 1 to 399 and encodes 132 amino acids. The record is from RefSeq and is a predicted model, not a curated record.
AUGUCUGGUGGACGCUUCAUACUUUUGUUCCUUAUGGUGGGAGUUCUCAUCGCUGCUCAAUGCCUUGCUGAACAUCAUCAGCAUGAUCAUCGCAAAACAUCUCCACGACACAAGCCAAUUGAUACCUGUAAAAAAACAGCAGAACACAGCAGAUCUAUUAAACCACCCAAGGCAGAGAAGAAAAAACCUCCCGUACCUCCUCAUGAUAAAGAUAAGGCACCACAACAUGAAGUCCACAAAUCUCCUAAAAAAGGUGCUACUAAACCACCUGUUGGACAUGAAACAAAAUCGCCUCCCAGUAAAAAGGAUCUACCUGAGAAGAAGCUUCCCCCUCCUGGAAAGAAGCUUUCCCCAAUGCCGCCCCACAAACCACCCACGACAUCUUACAGAAUUUCUUGA